Messenger RNA from Haplochromis burtoni (Burton's mouthbrooder), 1211 nucleotides. RefSeq names its product synaptogyrin 2a (gene syngr2a). The record is from RefSeq and is a predicted model, not a curated record. Gene Ontology annotation, cellular component: synaptic vesicle membrane; neuromuscular junction. Lineage: Eukaryota; Metazoa; Chordata; Actinopteri; Cichliformes; Cichlidae. The coding region runs from base 299 to 973 and encodes 224 amino acids. The transcript has 4 exons.
UUUUCAGCACCUUGUUGAAUCUGUACCAUGAAGAAUUAAAGCAGUUCUGGGUGGGAAAAGGGGCCUUGAACACCAAACACGGUAAAGCAAGGUUUACAUAAUAACACGGCCUCCGUAAGAUCCACGGCGUUGAGGAUUUAAACUUCCGGGAGUCCCGUGAACGCAUCGCCGCAGGGGCGGCGUUAAAAAAGUUUUGAGGAAGUUUUUUUGACAAAUCGAAACUGCCGCAGUUGUGACAGGAAGACUUGUCAGUUUGUCCUUAAACUGUCUGACUGUCGGGGUUUUCUUCACGGGGAAAAUGCAGAACAGUGCUUACGGGGCCUCUUUGGCCGGUGGCGCCUUUGAUUUAGCGAACUUUCUAAAACAGCCUCAAACUAUUUUGCGCUUCCUGAGCUGGAUAUUCUCUAUCGUGGUUUUUGCAACCAUCACAGCCGAAGGCUACACCAACACGAAGGAAAAAGAUGAAAACGAGUGCAUGUUCCACAACUCUGACAGUGCUUGCAGUUACGGGGUGGGAGUCGGAGUCUUGGCCUUCUUGGCUUGUGUUUUGUUCCUCAUGCUAGAUGCCUACUUCCCGAACAUCAGCAAUGCCAAAGACCGAAAACACAUUGUAAUAAGUGAUCUUGCUUUCUCUGCGGUGUGGACGUUCCUGUGGUUCAUCUGCUUCUGCGUCCUGACGAGCCUGUGGUCCAAGACGACAAACGAACAAGUCGUGGCCGACGCUGCCCGAGGUGUCAUUGCCUUCUCCUUCUUCUCGAUCAUCACCUGGAGCCUUUUGACCUACUUUGCACUUGCAAGGUAUCGCCAAGGAGUGAAUGAAUUCGAGCAGGAAUACAGAGACCCAGCCAACGACCACAAUGCUCCUUACCAGAGCAGCCCCUACUCCAGCACCAGCGGGCCCUCUGGCUAUCAGCAGUCACCUUUCUCCAACACCCAGGAGACUCCAGGAGCGUAUCAGCCUCCAUCUUAUUGAAAGACUAAGAUUCAAAGGCAGGAAUCAAAUGAGGAAGUUUUUCUUUUUAAAUAUGUGUGCCAGUUGUUUAUUUUACAGAGCCGGACCGUUCUGUGCACUCCCCCUUCUGUUCCUGCUGAACGCGUUUGGUUUUCUGGGUGCACUGAUAUCUUUUUAGUUUCCUGCAAUGGUGGAAGUUUUGCUGUGUUGUUCACAGCGGGUAAAGUCUAAAGAUGUUCUUUUAUUUGCUAGCAGGUGA